Plodia interpunctella (Indianmeal moth) is the source of this 2917-nucleotide messenger RNA. RefSeq names its product lethal (2) 37Cb (gene l(2)37Cb). Lineage: Eukaryota; Metazoa; Arthropoda; Insecta; Lepidoptera; Pyralidae. The record is from RefSeq and is a predicted model, not a curated record. Gene Ontology annotation, cellular component: catalytic step 2 spliceosome; intracellular anatomical structure. Bases 210 to 2864 code for a protein of 884 amino acids. The transcript is spliced from 5 exons. Gene Ontology annotation, molecular function: RNA binding; ATP binding; helicase activity.
GGAGUCGAUGGCUAUAUGGGCUAGAUCCUUUUGCUUUUCCAUAUGGAUUAACUAAACAAAAAAAACAUUCCAUCAAACAUCAACUUCAUUCAAUAUCCUCUUCCCAAGCUAGAGAGUGAGGAUUCCUUCUUCUUCACUGUUUGUUUUGUGUUUGUUUUUGCAAAUAUAUUUUGUAAAACUAUACAAAAACUUGGUUUCAAACAGUCACAAUGAGUAAAUCAAGCAAAAGAAGAUAUUCUACUGAUUCAAGUAGUGAAGAAGAAAGUCGUAUAAAGGAUAUUAAAGAACGAGAUGAAUUCGCUAAAAGAUUAAAGAAACGUGACGAAGAAAAAGUGAAAAAGAUAACCGAAUCUUCGAGUAAAAGAUCAUAUGAAGAAGCAGCUAAACGACUCAAACUUGAAGCAGAGGAUAGAGAUAAAAUUUUACCAAAGCUACGCGUUCAAUCACGCCGUAAAUACUUGGAGAAGAGGAAAGAUGACAAAGUUGUAGAACUCGAAGCAGAUAUUGCUGAUGAUGAGUAUUUGUUUGACGAAAGCAUCUUAACAGAAAGAGAAAAGAGAGAAAGGGAACAUAAGAAGACAAUAUUACAAUUAGCAAAAGAACAUGAAAAAGCAAGGGAAUUGGAAAAUGUUCAAAGAUACCAUAUGCCUAGGGACUUGGGUAAAGGAGAAAAAGGUGAAUAUGUUGAAGUUGAUGAAAAUGAAAAAUUACCACAUUCAGAGCAAAGAAAAUGGGAGCAAGAACAAAUAAAAUCUGCAUUUUACAAGUUUGGAGCUAAAGAUGCAAAAUCUCAAGACGAAUAUGAGCUUCUCUUGGAUGAGCAAAUUGAUUUCAUACAAGCUCUGCAACUUGAAGGCAAUAAAGAAAAGAAGGAAGAAAAAGAAAAAUCUGAAUAUCAGAAAAUACGUAUGACCAUUGAGGAGACAAAGAAAUCACUCCCUGUUUAUCCAUUCAAACAAUCUUUAAUAGAAGCCAUUAGGACCUACCAAAUAUUAAUAGUGGAAGGUGAAACUGGUUCUGGAAAAACAACUCAAAUUCCUCAAUAUCUUCAUGAAGCUGGUUUUACUAAUGAAGGAAAAAAAAUUGGCUGUACUCAGCCAAGAAGAGUAGCAGCUAUGUCAGUAGCAGCAAGAGUUGCUCAAGAAAUGAAUGUCAAACUUGGCAAUGAGGUUGGAUAUAGUAUCCGUUUUGAAGAUUGCACUUCUGACAGAACUGUGAUUAAAUACAUGACUGAUGGUACAUUGCACAGAGAAUUCUUGUCAGAACCAGAUCUUGCAUCAUACAGUGUCAUGAUUAUAGACGAAGCUCAUGAACGGACUCUGCACACUGACAUUUUAUUCGGCCUUGUAAAAGAUAUUACUAGAUUUAGACCAGAGUUAAAGUUGCUGAUAUCUAGUGCAACAUUAGAUGCUGAAAAAUUCUCAAAAUUUUUUGAUGAUGCACCAAUUUUUAGAAUUCCUGGGAGAAGAUUUCCUGUUGAUAUAUAUUAUACUAAAGCUCCAGAAGCUGAUUAUGUAGAUGCUUGUGUAGUGUCAGUCUUACAAAUACAUGCAACUCAACCACUAGGGGAUAUUUUAGUUUUUUUGACUGGACAAGAAGAGAUUGAAACAUGUGUAGAAAUGUUACAAGAAAGGACAAAGAAAAUUGGGAAAAAAUUGAAAGAACUAUUAAUACUGCCUGUAUAUGCAAACCUUCCAAGUGACAUGCAAGCUAAAAUUUUCGAACCCACACCUGAAGGCGCCCGAAAAGUUGUACUAGCCACAAAUAUAGCUGAGACAUCCUUGACAAUUGAUAAUAUUAUCUAUGUUAUUGACCCUGGAUUUGCUAAACAAAAUAAUUUCAAUUCAAAAACAGGCAUGGAAAGCUUAAUGGUGGUACCAAUUUCAAAAGCUUCAGCAAAUCAAAGAGCAGGCAGGGCUGGGAGAGUAGCACCUGGAAAGUGUUUUAGAUUGUACACUGCAUGGGCUUAUAAAUAUGAAUUGGAAGAUAACACCAUACCUGAAAUUCAGAGAAUCAAUUUAGGGAAUGCAGUACUUACCUUGAAAGCUUUGGGAAUAAAUGAUCUCAUACAUUUUGAUUUUCUAGAUCCUCCACCUCAUGAGACACUGGUUCUUGCUCUGGAACAACUUUAUGCACUUGGUGCUCUCAAUCACCAUGGUGAAUUAACUAAAGCAGGACGAAGAAUGGCUGAAUUUCCUACUGACCCAAUGCUUGCAAAAAUGUUGCUAGCAAGUGAAAAGUACAAAUGUUCAGAGGAAAUUGUAUCCAUUGCUGCAAUGUUAUCAGUUAAUAGUUCAGUAUUCUAUAGACCAAAAGAUAAAAUAAUACAUGCAGACACUGCUAGAAAAAACUUUUUCCAUCAUAAUGGUGAUCACUUGACACUGAUGAAUGUCUACAAUCAAUGGGUAGAUUCAGACUAUUCUGUUCAGUGGUGUUAUGAGAAUUUUAUACAAUAUAGAUCUAUGAAACGUGCUCGUGAUGUGCGAGAACAAUUAGUUGGCCUCAUGGAAAGAGUAGAAAUUGAAAUGGUAUCAAGUAUAUCAGAAGAUGCUAAUAUACGAAAAGCUAUAACUGCUGGGUACUUCUAUCACAUUGCCAAGUUUUCAAAAGGUGGACAUUAUAAAACUGUAAAGAAUAAUCAAACUGUCAUGAUACAUCCUAACAGUGCUUUAUUUGAAGAGUUACCUCGGUGGGUAAUUUAUCAUGAACUGGUAUUUACAUCUAAAGAGUUUAUGAGACAAGUUACAGAGAUUGAAAGCAAAUGGCUGUUAGAAGUGGCUCCUCAUUAUUACAAAUCAAAAGAACUAGAAGACUCAACAAAUAAGAAAAUGCCUAAAACUAUUGGAAAAUCUGCUAAUACUUAGAAAAUAAACUUUAGAGUAUUAUUAAUUUUGUGUAAAUAAAAUAUUAAUAUUUA